AUGGACGACGCUACUUUCACCACGCCCAAGCGCAAGCGUACAGAUGCCGCCAGCGAUGAAUCCCCUUCCCAUCUAAACCUCCACUUCUCAUUUGAGGUGUCUCAGGGCCUGCUCUCGGAUGGCGGCGACAGUCCGCGGACCAAAGUCGCCCACAGGUUCCGGGGCUUGGCAUUGGCCGAUAGUGGGGGCGGGGCUGCAGCGGCAGAUGGCCGAGUCCACGACACCAACACCGAUACCGACCCCGGUCGCGACACCACAGAUGGGGAUUCUGACAGGAUGGUAGUCGAUGAAGACGAGUCAAAGAUGCGCAAAAGAUCAAAACUCACUCCACCAGCAGUACCGUCCGAUGGCUCACCCCAGCUACAGCACCAGGUCCAGCCACCAAUCCAGCACCACCCGACGGCGAAAAGAGUCGAGAUCCCAGAGACCCCAGCUGCACAAAGCAACGCUGCCUUCAGCCGACCUGCAGCCGACACUGUAGCCCUCACAGCUAGACCUGCCAAGGUCUCUCCGAGCAAGCCGUCAAAGCAACAUUCCGCCGUCAACAACCGCCCUCUCGACAGUCUAAAGUCCAGAGGUCGCAAGCGAGCAGGUACGCCGCCACUUGUCGCAACCACCACCAAACCUGCCAACGCAGACCAGCCUGGCAUUCCAAUUGAUGAGGUGAUUGACCCGGUUCGGGCGGCACUCACCUGGCACGAGGACGAAAUCACUGUUUACGAUCCCGAGGACGAGGACGACGAUGGUGUGGGUAUCAAUGGCAUCGGGUUUAAGCCAACCCCUGCCAUCGCCUAUGCUCGCACCAUGAAGAGGAAGCAGCAGCUUGCCGAGUACAAAAAAAGAGAAGAGAGGGAGGCCAGGGCACGACGGAGUUCCAGACGCCGCGGCAGCCCGGAGAGAGCCCCGAAACUGCAGCGCAAGGAGAGUGCAAGAACAGAAAGUGCCAGAAAGGUUCGCUUCACGGAGGGCGAAUCGACCACAAUGAUCACUAUUUGA
Messenger RNA from Diaporthe amygdali, 996 nucleotides. RefSeq lists its product as uncharacterized. The transcript is spliced from 2 exons. The record is from RefSeq and is a predicted model, not a curated record. NCBI's taxonomy places the organism in Eukaryota, Fungi, Ascomycota, Sordariomycetes, Diaporthales, Diaporthaceae. Bases 1 to 996 code for a protein of 331 amino acids.